AUGCCUCCAAUGCCUCCAAUACUGAACUGUCGGACUGACAUUGUAGCUCAAAUGCUCAUUGAGCCCACAGAAGGUCGAGCGUUUGAGCUCAAUAGCCCGUCAUCAGGAGGCCUCAGUAUCUGCAGCCGUCACUUCCUGGACGAAGAAUGGGAGUGCGUGAGAGGCCGCGUGAGGCUCAAGCGAGCCGUCGUGCCCAGCCUCUUUGAUGACGUUGAAAAAGAAGCAAAUAAAUCCCCAGACCCGACAGAAGCCGUGCCAAAUAUAGACAAAAAUCAUGAAGACAAAGAAAAAACAAAAGAAAACGAAAAUACACAAAAAGAUCCCACAAAAGAUAGUAAAGAUCCAGAAAAAGAAACUGAAUCUGAAGAAGAGAAAAGUGAUAAAGAAAAAGAUAAAGAAGAAACAUCCCUAUUGUCAAAUGGUUCAGAUGAGAGAGUUCAAGACGAUAGUAAGGGAAAAGAAAUAAGAAGUAGCAAGAGUGUAAAUAGCAGGACAAGCAGUGAUAAAUGUAAGGAAAGCACGCCUAAACUGCCAUCCGGGCCCAGGGACAUAGACAAGGACAAAGUAGAAGACAUUGAAGACCUGCUCACGUACUACCACAUCAAACAGAACAACAUCCACCAGACGGAUGACGUCACCGCCCGGGACGGAACCGCCGAGGACCGGGACGGAACCGGUUCUAACCGGAACGGAACCGGUAUUAACCGGAACGGGACCGGGUUUAACCGGGAGCAGACUGAAGUGGAGCAGAUUGAAAUUGAGGUUGAACCGAUACAAGCAGAGUCGGAUCCGGUGUUUAUAGAGAUAUCCGUGGAUAAAGAUCGCCCAGCCGGCGGGGACACAGGCGACUGCUUAAUGGUGCUGGAAAGCGUGCAAGUGGACAUAGACCCGAGCGCGUUGUUGCCCGACCCCGACGCGCCUGUUGAAGAUGAUGCUAUGGACGCCAUGGAGCCCAUGGAAACUGUGGAGAUUGAUGACGCCCCUAGCGAAAAACACGACCCCAUCAGCCUGCUAACCUCAAGCGACGAAGACGAUGUCAUAAUCCAAGAGCCUCACAUCGACACCGUCGAGGUCUCCGACGAAACCGACGAGGACGAUAUGCCUUUAGUCAAACUGCUCAAGAAGCGACGAGCUGAGAAAAAGAAAAAAAACCUAGAAAAGAAAAAACUGGACAAACGAAGAUCCGACACCAUAGCCCAAAUCACGUGGGGAUUGUAUGAAUAUUAUUGCGUGCAAUGUCACUUUAAGACAACGAACGCAGCGGAGUACAGAAGGCAUAUGGCUGCCCACGCUAAAGUGAUAUUAAUGUGCCAGCUAUGCGGAUAUAUGACCGCCAGUUCCAGUCAAUUUGCAAAACACGAAAAGCAACACGGAGAAAAAACGCUAUACAAAUGUCAUCUAUGCGAUUAUAGAACGAAGAGGAAUAUAAACCUAGCGUACCACAUGAAAAGCCAUAAGCCUAAGGACGUGUGUAAUUUCGUCGAUGAAAAUAAGUUGUUAGUGGAGUCAAAGUUGUGUGACGAUAAAAAGUAUAAGUGCAAUAAGUGUGAGUACGCCACGAAGAAACGGUCUGAUCUUAAACGGCACAAGUCGAAGAAGCAUAUGGAGGAUAGCGAUAAUGAUGAGGAUUAUGUGCCUCCUAGGGUCUUUUGAGUUUUCAUUGAAGGACUGUGUGCUUACCAUAGAGAACUAGAGCAUUGGUUCCCAAACCGCCUCUGUGGUCUAGUGGUAA
Messenger RNA from Ostrinia furnacalis (Asian corn borer), 1732 nucleotides. Its product is annotated as zinc finger Y-chromosomal protein. Lineage: Eukaryota; Metazoa; Arthropoda; Insecta; Lepidoptera; Crambidae. Gene Ontology annotation, biological process: regulation of transcription by RNA polymerase II. Gene Ontology annotation, cellular component: nucleus. The transcript is spliced from 7 exons. Bases 1 to 1653 code for a protein of 550 amino acids. The record is from RefSeq and is a predicted model, not a curated record. Gene Ontology annotation, molecular function: RNA polymerase II transcription regulatory region sequence-specific DNA binding; DNA-binding transcription factor activity, RNA polymerase II-specific.